AUGCAUCGGUCGUGCAUUCUCGCCUUAAUCUCCGCCAUAGGAGCUGCCACCUCUCCUCUUGCCGCUGACAGCGGUCCCCCUGAACCUGUCCAAAAUGCGAACCACAUCUUCAACGCCAUCCACUCGUCUAUGAGACAAUGGGGCUCGGCACUCAACCACAACGGGCUGUCAUUCUUCCUGGCAGAAAUGCCACAGGGAACCAAACUCUACCACGGUGACGGCUAUCCAGAGCACAUCACCGGAGUCCGAUGGCUGGCCUUCGACCCCAAGCAUGCAUUUGCCUUCGCACGGUCAGGACCGAAGCGACCCGAGACACCCCCUCCGAAACUGUCAUCUGGCUCCCAGCAAGUGAUGGGCGGGGACCAAGAUGGACCAGCCGGGGAAGACAAUGGCGGAUGGCUCCACACCUACACUACGGCCAAGGAUCUUCGCCUCAUUCUUAUCGAUGGGAUGUCAGCUGGCAAAUCCAAGAUUGGGACUCUCGACCUGCAGGACCGGGUGCUAUUUGAAGAUAAGAUUAACGGUGGUGUCUUGCAGGAGAAUGUGCGUGCAGAGGCCGUGUGUCGGAUUGCAAGGGAAGAGUGGAAUGAUCGGGUGGAUGGGAUUAUUCGGCUGGCUUCGGGGUUCGAGGUGAUUCUCUGCAACUCAGAACAGAACUUGGAGCCUGUUCAUGUGGCGAGAGUGAGGUCAUCUAGUCUGAGUAAAGGGGGCAAUGAGAAGAAGGGAGGGAAACCGACCGAGGUCCUCCAAGUGAUGAGGGCCAGGUACAAUGGCAUCGGCGGUGAGCGGGUGGUCUUGAACUAUGAUCAUUUCGUCACGGCUUACAACUAUUCCCUGAAUCUUUUCCCGGACGACAGCACCGCCCCACGUCUUAACCACCUUCCAUUUGCGGAGUUGAAGCCCAUCCGCAAGAGCCUCACAUCCCUCGUAAUGGCACAUGAUGUCGGACACAGAAAGGUGAACUGGCAAGCGGUCACUGAUAUGAUUGUCCAGAAGUACAGCCACCCGCUGCGUGAGCUGGCUUCAAAACACCACCACCAUCACGGCGUGUUCUCUCGGGUUGCAGAGGUUGCACGCAUUUGGAAUACAUUCGUCGAUCAGGACAACAGAGAUAUUGACGAAGAAAUGGAGAGAUGCGCAACUCAGUUCAUCCCUACCAAUGCUGCUGAUGACUCGCUUGCUUAUCGUGCAGUUUAUGCUGUUAGCAGUCGAAUCUGCGCUUCGUUUGUCGAAGUCCUGGAGGCGAAAGAAUAUGAUGUCGCGGUUGAUGUCUUGCGAUCACUGAUGGACUAUUUGAGCUGGACAGUGUGGAAGGAGUGCCACGGCUGUCAUGACGAUGAGUUUUGUCAAAUCCCGAUCUGGCCUCAGGGAUCGUGGGACGACUUUGAGCACCCGCGUUGUCAGAAAUUCGAAUCAGCGUACCAGGGUCCUAAUGAUUUCUGGGGGCCCGUGUGGAGAUGA
Aspergillus aculeatus ATCC 16872 is the source of this 1461-nucleotide messenger RNA. RefSeq lists its product as uncharacterized. The record is from RefSeq and is a predicted model, not a curated record. The transcript has a single exon. Bases 1 to 1461 code for a protein of 486 amino acids. NCBI's taxonomy places the organism in Eukaryota, Fungi, Ascomycota, Eurotiomycetes, Eurotiales, Aspergillaceae.